This is a messenger RNA of Oikopleura dioica, 687 nucleotides long. The record is from the annotation of a GenBank genome assembly. Lineage: Eukaryota; Metazoa; Chordata; Appendicularia; Copelata; Oikopleuridae.
AUGCGAAUUUUAUUUUUUGCAUCCGUGGUUUUUGCCAACCCAGAAAAUCGAACAAACCAUUUGGAUUAUGAAGCUGAAUGGGGAUCUCAAACGAGAGCUAGAGAAAGUCAGAGAACCCGCGACGAGUGCAACUUCGACCAACUCCUAAACGCGCAAAUCAACAAAGAAUUCACCGCCUCCUACUUCUACUACUCUCUCGCUCAAAAAUUCAAGUUCCACACAAAUCGCCGUCCAAAUUUAGCUCACUUCUUUGAAGACAGAGCCACGGAGGAAAGGGGCCACGGAGAAAAACUUGUCAAUUUUCAACUUGAGCGAGGAGUAGUCGCCGAAUUUUAUGACAUAAAAUUCCAAACGGCAAAGAUUCAUGACGAUAUUAGCAUGCUUGAAUCCCUGAAGAUUUCACUGGCGAUGGAGAUAAUUCUAACAGAUGAGCUCAAAACGCUGCUAAAAAUUGCUGAAGACGGCUGCGGAACCUGCAAAAAUACCGACGACGUGCUGAUAAAUUCCCACUGCCAGGCACCCCACAUCGCUGAAAUCAUUUCCUCCGAGUAUCUACCCGACCAGAUGAAGGAUAUCAACCACCUGAAGGGUUUAAUCAAGACGCUAUCGGACAUGGUUGAGGACGCGCCAAGAUACCUGCAGCUGCAACAUGAAAUGUUCUUUGACAAACAUAUUCUCUCUCAAUAA